UCCUGGAAUGUGCGAGGGGCGUGAUGACAGCAGCUGCCUCCGGGUCUUUGCGCAACACCUUCGCUAUAUAUACCCCAGCGGCUGAACUCUACCUGGUUCCUCCUUGGGUCCAUUACCUGCGCUGGGAGCGCUGAUCAUGGCUCCCUGGCCUGAGCUGGAAAAUGCCCAGCCCGACCCCAAUAAAUACAUGGAAGGGGACACUAGCCAGCAGUCCGCCACACCCGGGAAAGGCAAGGACACUAGCCAAAAUGACAGCGGGACCCCAGUCACCAAGAUCGAGCUUCUGCCAUCCUAUUCCACCGUGGCACUGAUAGAGGAACCCACAGCAGUGGAAGACCCCUGGGACCUGCCCGAGCUCCGGGACACGGGGAUCAAGUGGUCAGAGAGAGACACCAAAGGGAAGAUUCUCUGUGUCUUCCAAGGAAUUGGGAAAUUUAUUUUGCUUCUGGCAUUUCUCUACUUUUUCGUGUGCUCGCUGGAUGUCCUCAGCAGUGCCUUCCAGCUGGUUGGAGGAAAGGUGGCCGGGCAGUUUUUCAGCAACAACUCUAUUAUGUCCAACCCCGUGGCUGGGCUGGUGAUCGGAGUGCUAGUGACUGUCCUUGUGCAGAGUUCCAGCACCUCCUCGUCCAUCAUCGUCAGCAUGGUGGCCUCCUCGUUGCUGACUGUGCGUGCCGCCAUUCCCAUCAUCAUGGGGGCCAACAUUGGGACCUCAGUCACCAACACCAUUGUGGCGCUCAUGCAGGCAGGAGACCGGAGUGAGUUCAGGAGGGCUUUUGCGGGGGCUACUGUCCAUGACUUCUUCAACUGGCUCUCUGUGUUGGUGCUCUUGCCCCUGGAGGCAGCUACCCAUUACCUGGAGAUCCUGACCAACUUGGUGGUAGAGACCUUUAACUUCAAGAAUGGAGAAGACGCCCCGGCACUUCUGAAAGUUAUCACAGAUCCCUUCACGAAACUCAUUAUCCAGCUGGAUAAGAAAGUUAUCAACCAAAUUGCAAUGAAUGAUGAAGCAGCCAAAAACAAGAGUCUGAUCAAGAUUUGGUGUGAAACUUUUACCAACGUGACUCAGAUGAAUGUCACUGUCCCCUCGCCUGAGAACUGCACCUCCCCUUCCCUUUGUUGGUCGGACGGUUCCUACACCUGGACCAUCAAGAACGUGACCUACAAGGAGAACAUUGCCAAGUGCCAGCACAUCUUUGUGAAUUCCAGCCUCCCAGAUGUUGCUGUUGGCAUAAUCCUGCUGUUAGCCUCCCUGCUGGUCCUCUGUGGCUGCCUGAUCAUGAUCGUCAAGCUCCUGGGCUCCGUGCUCCGGGGACAGGUAGCCGUUGUCAUCAAGAAGACCCUCAACACUGAUUUUCCCUUUCCUUUUGCCUGGCUGACUGGCUACCUGGCCAUCCUUGUGGGGGCAGGUAUGACCUUCAUCGUGCAGAGCAGCUCUGUGUUCACAUCUGCUAUGACCCCACUGAUUGGUAUUGGUGUGAUCACCAUCGAGAGGGCGUAUCCACUCACGCUGGGCUCCAACAUCGGCACCACCACCACCGCCAUUCUGGCCGCCUUAGCCAGCCCAGGCAAUACUCUCAGGAGCUCACUGCAGAUCGCCCUGUGCCACUUUUUCUUCAACAUCUCGGGCAUCCUGCUGUGGUACCCAAUCCCAUUCACCCGCCUGCCCAUCCGCCUGGCCAAGGGGCUGGGCAACAUCUCUGCCGAGUACCGCUGGUUUGCCAUCUUCUACCUGAUCUUCUUCUUCUUCCUGACCCCGCUGGCCGUGUUCGGCCUCUCGCUGGCGGGCUGGCCGGUGCUGGUGGGCGUGGGGGCGCCCAUCAUCCUCGUGAUCCUCCUGGUGGUGGUCCUCAGGUUCCUGCAGUCCCGCUACCCGCGCAUCCUGCCCAGAAAGCUCCAGAGCUGGGACUUCCUGCCGCUGUGGAUGCACUCGCUGAAGCCCUGGGACGAACUGAUCUUCCUGCUCACUGGCUGUUGCCAGACGCGCUGCUGCUUCUGCUGCCGGGUCUGCUGCCGCGCCUGCUGCCUGCUGUGCGGCUGCCCGGCCUGCUGCCGCUGCAGCGGGUGCUGCCGGAUCCUGGAGGAGGAGCAGGAUACGCCCAUCAAGGCCCCCAAGGCCUUUGAUAACAUGGCCAUGAGCACAGAGGCCCAGGACGGGGUCCCCAGGUCUCAGGUGGAUGGCCCGGACACAGAGGUCACCUCCAGCAGCACAGCCUUGUAGGGGCUUCCCGGAGGUGGGAAGGGGGGCCACCUCCCCGCUGGCUCCGCGGGCCCUUCUCUGCCCGGCCGGGACGCCUUCCCUGCUGAGAAGUGGAGUUGACAUCAGCCCCCACCCUGACCCCCUUUGUCCCGGUGUGUCAGCCCGCACAGUGGCUUCAUCUCAGCCCGCCCCCCUCCCCCCCCUCCCCACCGCACCCGCCUCCCCCCAAACUGGGCUCCCGCUCGCGGGAACUGGCAGAGCAACCCCAAAAGACGAUGAAAGACAAUGGCUGGAGACGGUCACACUCACCCACCCCCUGCGACAGCAGGGUGGGUCCACAUGACCUACUUUCAGACUCAAACCACCUUCUUCCAAAGGAAGAGCCUCGAGGGAGGGAUUGACGGAAGGUUCUCAAAGAUGCCUAUGUUAAGUGUAUGUUAUUGCGAUAAAGCUCAGACAGCUCUCUCUUUUACCAAAGACUUGCUUCAACCAAGAUCAGCCGUCCCCGGGGGUCCUUGCCCCAGACCGGACCCAUUUGGAGGGGGAAAUAGUGUCAUUGUUUGGAGACUUGAAGACCACAGGGGUGGGUCUUUCCCCUUCGCGGAGCUCCCCAAACUCCUUGUUAGGGGGACCUCACCUGGGCAGUUCUGGCCGAUCUGAGCUUCCCUACUGUGUCCUUGUCCGAGUUUUUAGGGCGGGAGCCACAUCUGAGCUAUCGAGAGAGAGGUUCGGGGUGCACUUUGGCCCACCUGUUGGCUCCCCCUUUCUGAGAAGAGAGUGUUCUGUUCCUGAGCCGAAGAGUUGGAGGAUGAGCCAGGGAAUGGCGAGACCUGGAGGGGCUGGGGUGGGGAGACAGUUUGUCUGCUAAAAGGACCUAGGGCUCUUCUUGAUUUGGCUACUUUGGAAGCCAAAUUGACAGUUGUGGCCAAAGCCUAGCGCCGCUCUCUUGGUCCGAUAAAAUCAUCCCUGAUGAGUCUUUUGGAGGAAGAUAAGGCAGCCCCUCUGCGUCCCUGAGUCCAUUCAUCCAUCCAAGCCAGAAACACUUUCCAAAACUUCUCUCACGUUCCCAUAGAUAGGUGAGCUUUGACUUUUCUGCCCUCUCUCCCUGCCUUUGGAGAUCCCCACUUUUCUCAGAGGGCAGAAACCAGGGCAUGGCUGGACUUCCCACAGAACAGUGGUCAUCAAGUAGAGGUCCGUGCGUGGCUGUGGGUCCAAGGGGUGUCCUCUCUCUUGCGUCUUCUCUGUGCCUUCCAGAGCGGCCUCUCGUGUUUAUACCUCCUCCCUCCGCUGCUUCUCACCCUGAACAAUCCCAGGCCGCCCCGGAGAGGGAGAGAGCUUCAAUGGAGUCUGGGGAAGGGGAUUCAGUGCAGCCACACUCCAAGACCCGGUUCGCCCCCGUCUUGGCUUAUCCUUCUCUUAGCAGGUUGGGAUACCAGACUGAGCCCUCCCCUGACCCUUACCCGUGUAGAUACUGGUUCCGAGACAGAACCAUUUAUACUCUAUAUUUAUAGUCGCACAGGUGCACAGCAUUUUUCAUAAGUUAUAUAGGUAGUAGUGUGAUUUGUGUUUUAUAGUGCUCUCACUGGGAAAUGAGGCCGGGUUCUACUAUGAAAUAUAAAGAAAGAGCACCUUUGUAUAUUUUGUACCGCCGUCUUUUCAACGUGUUUCUGUAGCUGCGCCCAUGCCACACCCCCUGUAAAUAUGUAAGUUAAACCUGGGCAGGGCUGUGGCCCUCUUUGCACACGAUUUUUUUUUUUUUUAAUUGGAUCCUUGUACCAGCCUUGAUUUGUAUUUUUUUUUUUUUUUUUUACUGGUUGUGGGAAGAGAGCAAUAAAGGAGACAAUCAAACCCCAAAGGAGUGCGCUGUUUUCAAUUACAGAGAAACAGAGGCUUCCUGGAUCUAGUUCCUGAAAAUGUGGGGUCUCUUUCCUCAGUUAACAUCACUACCCACCUCCCCAUCACCAGGUAAUUUGUAGGGUCCCUUGUUCAAGAAGCAGAGGGAAAUUGCCAUUAUAAGGUACUAAAUAUAAAGCUUUCCUUCAGUGGUCUCUCUCUUGACUUAGGGCUUUUAAAAAUGUUGCUGUGUAGUGCUAUUUUUUUUUUCUUUUUGCAAUUGCUUUAUUUCACUUAGCAUAAUGCCCUCAAGUUCAUCCAUGUUGUAGCAUAUGUCAGAAUUUCCUUCCCUUUUUUUUUUUUUAAUGUAAUUUAUUGUCAAGUUGGCUAACAUACAUUGUAUACAGCGUGCUCUUGGUCUUGGGGGUAGUUUCCCAUGAUUCAUCACUUACAUGCAACACCCAGUGCUCAUCCCAACAAGUGCCCUCCUCAAUGCCUAUCACCCGUUUUCGCCUCUCCCCUGCCCCCCACCGCAUCAACCCUCAGUUUGUUCUGUUUCGUGUAGUGCUAUGCUAAGUUAGAGUUUAAAUAAAUUUAAAUUAUUAGCAUCAA
This is a messenger RNA of Neofelis nebulosa (Clouded leopard), 4642 nucleotides long. RefSeq names its product solute carrier family 34 member 2 (gene SLC34A2). Gene Ontology annotation, biological process: sodium-dependent phosphate transport; intracellular phosphate ion homeostasis. The record is from RefSeq and is a predicted model, not a curated record. Gene Ontology annotation, molecular function: sodium:phosphate symporter activity. The transcript is spliced from 13 exons. Gene Ontology annotation, cellular component: brush border; vesicle; apical plasma membrane. The coding region runs from base 137 to 2218 and encodes 693 amino acids. NCBI's taxonomy places the organism in Eukaryota, Metazoa, Chordata, Mammalia, Carnivora, Felidae.